CUUAGCAUUUACAUCUGCAUCACCUGUCAAAAAGAAUUCUUAUGUUCCAGAAACGAAAACUUUUUAUCUUCAUCUUUACAAAGCAAAACUUUCUCCAGAUGGAUUUGAACGAGUAGUUUGGACUGUAAAUGGAACAUACCCUGGACCGGCGCUUGUUAUAACAAAAGGCGAUAGACUUGUAGUCCACGUUAUCAAUAAUUUAGGAGAACCAACAUCAGUAAAUUUUACAUCUGAUAAGAAUAUUAAAAGAGAUUGCUCUUGUAUUCAGAUCCAUUUUCAUGGAUUUUUUCAAAGGGGAACCAACUGGUAUGAUGGAGUUCCUGGACAAACGCAAUGUCCAAUACCUGACAAUACAACAUUUAUCUAUAAUUUUACAGUUCCGGAUCAAAGUGCUCAGUAUGUUGACGGUGUUCUAGGUGCCAUUAUUGUCAAAGACCCAGAUGAUCCAUAUCAGAAUGACUAUGAUGAAGAUGUAGUAGUUCUUCUAUCAGAUUGGUAUCAUAACGAAACAUCCACUUUAUUAAGUUAUUAUUUGUCUCCAGAAAGUGAGGGAACUGAACCACAACCCGAUAAUGGAUUAAUUAAUGGAUUGAAUAAUUAUAAUUGUACAUGGGCACCCGUUUCCUACUGUAUAAAAUGCGUUGAUAAUGCUGACCUUUCAAAGUUUAAUUUCGUUCCUGGAAAGAGGUAUCGUUUGAGGGUCAUAAAUACUAGUUUUACAUUUUCUAUUGAUGAUCAUGAAAUGGAUGUAAUCGAAGUGGAAGGAAUGAUGACAAAAAGACACACGAUCCACCGUCUUAUCAUUAACGUGGCACAACGUUAUUCAGUAAUCUUAACUGCUGACAAACCAGUUUCGAAUUAUUGGAUGAGAGCAGAUUUACAAAUUAAAUGUUACUAUGAUUCACCGAUUGAAAUCGUACAUCUUAACCCUUACGUAAACGCCAUAGUUCACUACGAGGGUGCUAAUCAUCUUAAUCCCACAACAAAGGGAUGGGCAGACAACCUUAAUCGCCUCAAAAAUUGUAUCGAUUUGAACACUUCAAAUCUUAAACCACUUUACUUGGAAAAUGUCCCAAAAAAAGCUGAUCAGACCAUAUAUCUUGAC
This is a messenger RNA of Racocetra persica, 1105 nucleotides long. NCBI's taxonomy places the organism in Eukaryota, Fungi, Glomeromycota, Glomeromycetes, Diversisporales, Gigasporaceae. The record is from the annotation of a GenBank genome assembly.